Lontra canadensis (Northern American river otter) is the source of this 3371-nucleotide messenger RNA. It is a transcript of the gene NEMF, whose product is annotated as nuclear export mediator factor. Gene Ontology annotation, molecular function: tRNA binding; ribosomal large subunit binding. NCBI's taxonomy places the organism in Eukaryota, Metazoa, Chordata, Mammalia, Carnivora, Mustelidae. Gene Ontology annotation, cellular component: RQC complex. The coding region runs from base 81 to 3314 and encodes 1077 amino acids. Gene Ontology annotation, biological process: rescue of stalled cytosolic ribosome; ribosome-associated ubiquitin-dependent protein catabolic process. The transcript is spliced from 33 exons. The record is from RefSeq and is a predicted model, not a curated record.
GUGCGCCUGCGCAUAAGAGUAGCGGCGUUGAGUCAGGCAGUCAGUGGAGAAAACUGCGGUAGCGACCCUCGGACCUCGCCAUGAAGACUCGCUUUAGCACCGUUGACCUCCGCGCGAUACUCGCGGAGCUGAAUGCCAGCUUAAUAGGAAUGAGAGUAAACAAUGUUUAUGAUGUGGAUAAUAAGACCUAUCUUAUUCGUCUUCAAAAACCAGACUUCAAAGCUACACUUUUACUUGAAUCUGGCAUACGAAUUCACACAACAGAAUUUGAGUGGCCUAAGAAUAUGAUGCCAUCUAGUUUUGCCAUGAAGUGUCGAAAACAUUUGAAGAGUCGGCGUUUGGUCAGUGCAAAACAACUUGGUGUGGAUAGAAUUGUAGACUUUCAAUUUGGAAGUGAUGAAGCUGCUUAUCACUUAAUCAUUGAGCUCUAUGAUAGGGGAAACAUUGUUCUUACAGAUUAUGAGUACCUAAUUUUGAAUAUCCUGAGAUUUCGAACUGAUGAGUCAGAUGAUGUUAAAUUUGCUGUUCGUGAACGCUAUCCAGUUGAUCAUGCUAGAGCUGCUGAGCCUUUGCUUACCUUGGAAAGAUUGACUGAAAUAAUAGCCAGUGCACCUAAGGGUGAACUACUGAAGAGAGUUCUUAACCCAUUACUUCCCUAUGGACCAGCUCUCAUAGAACACUGUCUUAUAGAAAAUGGAUUCUCUGGCAAUGUCAAAGUGGAUGAAAAAUUUGAAAGCAAAGAUAUUGAAAAAAUACUUGUUUGUCUGCAGCAAGCAGAAGACUAUAUGAAAACAACAUCCAACUUCAGUGGAAAGGGGUACAUCAUUCAGAAAAGAGAAAUAAAACCAAGCUUGGAAGUAGAUAAACCGACUGAAGACAUAUUCACGUAUGAGGAAUUUCAUCCUUUCUUGUUUUCUCAACAUUCACAAUGUCCAUAUAUAGAAUUUGAAUCAUUUGACAAGGCUGUGGAUGAAUUUUAUUCCAAGAUAGAAGGUCAGAAAAUAGAUUUAAAAGCUUUACAACAGGAAAAACAAGCAUUGAAGAAAUUAGAUAACGUCCGAAAGGAUCAUGAAAACCGCUUAGAAGCUCUUCAGCAGGCUCAGGAAAUAGACAAACUUAAAGGAGAGCUCAUAGAAAUGAACCUACAAAUAGUUGACAGAGCCAUUCAGGUUGUUCGAAGUGCUUUAGCCAACCAGAUAGAUUGGACAGAAAUUGGGUUAAUUGUGAAAGAAGCCCAGGCUCAAGGAGACCCAGUUGCAAAUGCAAUUAAAGAAUUAAAACUACAAACAAAUCAUGUUACAAUGCUACUAAGAAAUCCAUACUUAUUAUCAGAGGAGGAAGAUGACGAUGUUGAUGGUGACAUCAGUGUUGAAAAAAAUGAAACUGAACCACCAAAAGGAAAAAAGAAAAAGCAGAAGAAUAAACAGCUGCAGAAGCCUCAGAAAAAUAGGCCAUUGCUUGUUGAUGUUGAUCUCAGCUUGUCAGCAUAUGCCAAUGCCAAAAAAUACUAUGAUCACAAGAGGUAUGCUGCUAAGAAAACACAAAAGACCGUUGAAGCUGCUGAAAAGGCAUUCAAAUCAGCAGAAAAGAAAACAAAGCAAACCUUAAAAGAAGUCCAGACAGUUACCUCUAUUCAGAAAGCAAGAAAAGUAUAUUGGUUUGAGAAAUUUCUGUGGUUCAUUAGCUCAGAGAACUAUCUAAUUAUAGGUGGACGAGAUCAGCAACAGAAUGAAAUAAUUGUGAAAAGAUACUUGACAACAGGGGACAUUUAUGUACAUGCUGAUCUUCAUGGAGCUACUAGCUGUGUAAUUAAGAAUCCAACAGGAGAACCAAUUCCCCCUCGGACCUUGACUGAAGCAGGCACAAUGGCACUUUGCUACAGCGCUGCUUGGGAUGCACGAGUGAUCACUAGUGCUUGGUGGGUGUACCAUCAUCAGGUGUCUAAAACAGCACCAACUGGAGAAUAUUUGACAACGGGAAGCUUCAUGAUAAGAGGAAAAAAGAAUUUCCUUCCUCCCUCAUAUCUAAUGAUGGGGUUUAGUUUCCUCUUUAAGGUAGAUGAGUCUUGUGUUUGGAGACAUCGAGGUGAACGAAAAGUCAGAGUGCAGGAUGACGACAUGGAAACACUGGCAAGUUGUGCAAGUGAACUCAUAUCAGAAGACAUGGAUCAACUAGAUGGAGGUGACAGUAGCAGUGAAGAAGAUAAAGAGGAAUCACACGAAACUCCUGUGGAAGUGGAACUUAUGACUCAGGUUGACCAAGAGGAUAUCACUAUUCAGAGUGGUGGGGAUGAGCUAAAUGAUGAACUGAUUCAGGAAGAAAGCUCUGAAGAUGAAGGAGAAUCUGAAGAUGUAGCAAAAGAUCAGGAACCUGUUGGUGAAAUGAAGGAUGAAGAGGAAGAGACAUUAAAUUAUCCUGAUACUACCAUUGACUUGUCCCACCUUCAAUCCCAAAGGUCCCUUCAGAAAUUGGCUUCAAAAGAUGAAUCUUCUAAUAUGAGUGACAGUAAGUUACAGAGUCGGAGACAUUUGUCAGCCAAGGAAAGAAGGGAAAUGAAGAAGAAAAAGCUUCCAAGUGACUCAGGGGAUUUAGAAGUGAUAGAGGUAAAGGACAAAGAAAAAGAAAAUACUCUACACAUUGAAGCUCAUCAGAACACAAGCAAAAGUGUCCCAGUUGUGCAGCCAAUGAAACGAGGACAGAAGAGUAAAAUGAAAAAAAUGAAGGAAAAAUACAAAGACCAAGAUGAAGAAGAGCGUGAACUCAUCAUGAAAUUGCUGGGGUCUGCAGGUUCAAACAAAGAAGAAAAAGGGAAGAAGGGGAAGAAAGGAAAAACAAAGGAUGAACCUGUGAAGAAACAGCCCCAGAAACCUAGAGGUGGACCAAGGGCUUCAGACAGCAUAAAGAAAGAAACUCCAUCCCUUGAGAUUGCAACUCAUGAGUUACAAGACUUGACCGUAGAUGAUCCACAUGAUGAUAAGGAAGAGCAAGAUCUGGAUCCACAGGGUAAUGAGGAAAAUCUCUUUGACUCUUUGACUGGACAGCCACAUCCUGAAGAUGUAUUACUGUUUGCCAUUCCAAUAUGUGCCCCUUACACCACCAUGACAAACUAUAAAUACAAAGUGAAACUUACUCCUGGAGUUCAGAAAAAGGGAAAAGCUGCAAAAACAGCCUUGAAUAAUUUCAUGCAUUCCAAAGAAGCAACAGCAAGAGAAAAAGACUUAUUUCGCAGUGUAAAGGACACGGAUUUAUCAAGAAACAUUCCUGGCAAAGUCAAAGUGUCUGCACCCAAUCUUCUGAAUGUAAAAAGGAAAUAGCUGAAAUGAAAUCCUAAAAUAUUUGAGAAGAGCCAAUUUUAUAGCCUUUUGGAAGUU